Gordionus sp. m RMFG-2023 is the source of this 3153-nucleotide messenger RNA. RefSeq lists its product as uncharacterized. Bases 428 to 2146 code for a protein of 572 amino acids. Gene Ontology annotation, molecular function: hexosyltransferase activity; UDP-glycosyltransferase activity. Gene Ontology annotation, cellular component: Golgi membrane. The record is from RefSeq and is a predicted model, not a curated record. The transcript is spliced from 6 exons. NCBI's taxonomy places the organism in Eukaryota, Metazoa, Nematomorpha, Gordioida, Chordodea, Parachordodidae.
AAGAACUCCAAUUCUGUUUAAAUGAUUUCGAUCAUUUUUUACAGAUAACCAAAUUAACAACUACAUGUGCAUUUUGAAUUUUUAUUAUUUUUUGCCUAGUAAAUGUUCUUUUCUUUACAUUCCUAAAUCUAAAUAUAUAUCAACCAAGAACAAGAAUUUGUGAUCAUUUGUCAAUCUAGGCGCUCAAAAUUCGACCGAUAUUCCUUUAAUUUAUUUAUUUGUGAUAACUAGCCAUUUUCGACCGUAAAAUUAUAAUUUAAAAAAAUAAUAAGAAGGUGCAAUAACUGAUUUAUCGGGUUCAACAAUAAAGCCUUUAUUUAAAAAAAAAACUAAUAAUAAUCUCCUUAUUUAUAUACGAAAACGAUGACAAGGCACAAAGUGAAAUCAAAAGACGGAAAGUUAUAACGAGGUGUCCAUCAUCGAGGGAAUGUCUUCCUGUCUUACUUUCACCCUGGUACUCCUUCAUUCUCUCAACAAAUUCAAACUACUCAUCUAUUCCCUAGGCACCCUCCUCCUGUUCAAUUAUUAUUUUGGAUUCUUCGAUUAUUAUAAUCAGAAAAGUUUCGCCAAAGAGUUUGUAUGGUGGCAGCCCGAUUUUUCGGUCGAGUUAGCUGACCUGGACUCAAAUUGUGGGGAAGAAUCAUCGGGCGACCCGGGCAUCUAUCUCAUUUUUAAGGAAGGGGGGAACGACACUGACUAUUUGACGCGUUAUUCCUUUCCCAAAUUUUAUUCCGCGCCCACUAGCGAUAGCUAUAAGUACCCACCCCUCGAUGAUUCAAGCACCUCUCCCUUCAUUCUAGCCAAACCCGUGAUUAUUAAUUCGUUGAAUACUACUUCCCUUUACUCGAACUCCACCAAUCGAAACCUCGAAAUUAAAAACGUAUUCAUUUCUCGAAAUACCGGAGUAUUAUUAGAGAGUCACCAUCGCGAUUAUAAUAAUAAUGAUAAUAGUAACGAGGGUACCAAAAAUCCCGCGAUUUUUGAACUAACGCUUCUCGUCAAGAGUAGUCGAGACAACGUAGAUCGUCGCAACGUUAUUAGAUCCACCUGGGGAAACCGGAGUGUUUUAACAUUUCCGGGUGGAGAUAAACUCGUUAUUCGUUCCGUUUUUAUACUCGGGCUCUAUGAACGAGAACUAAACUCAUACGGUGACAAUGUCAGUAUUAGCUCGGCCGGGAAUCUCAACGUGACGACUAAUCGUUCCAAGGUGUUCGGCUCUUAUCCUUCGUCUCUUCCGUCAAUUAUGUCGUUCAAGCACAUGGAUUAUUCGUCCUCCGACAAAACGGCUCCGAUUACCGCGACAACUCAAUCGUUGAUCCAGGAUGAUCGAACGGACGAUCUGAUAUUCGGGUAUUUUUUGGACCAUUAUUACAAUAACACGCUCAAAGUACUUCUGGGACUUAAAUGGUAUUUUUCUUCGCGGAUAUACGAGGGCGUUAAAUUUUGGCCCGGUGUUAGGGAAAAAUUGCGGUACCACCAUAAACGCGGACUUGCCGAUUGUAGAAAUACUUAUAAAAGAAGAUCCAAACAAACCCCGCCUUUCAUCGACUCUAACGCGCACAAGUUCGUCGUCCUCAUCGACGACGAUUAUUACCUAUCUCCUUCACACCUUUACAAUUACAUUCGCCACAACCUGACUAAGGAUUCGAGAUUUUUCAAGCCAUCCUCCGCCUCAAGCGACGUUGGUCAGAAUCAACAAGCUCGAUCUCAAUCCGUAAGUGGUUCCUUCCGUAACGUGUAUUGCGGUCACGUAUUCAACAGUAACACACCUCACAGGCUCAGAUCUAGCAAGUGGUUCGUGGGGCUUGAAACGUAUCCUUACGACAUUUAUCCUCCUUACGUUACGGGCGGUGCUAUAUUGUUGUCCCAUGAUGUCGCGCGCUAUUUUUACGAAAUGGCUUCGAUAACCAAGACGUUCGUUUUCGACGAUAUAUAUUUAGCAAUUUUGGCGCUCAAAUUAAAAAAAUGCCCUGUUCACAACCCUGAUUUCGUUCUCUUCCCAACAUAUAAUCCCGAAAUCGAUUUGAAGGACAAAAUCGCUAGCCACGGUUACAGCGACCCCAAAGAGCUUUUGAAAAUUUGGCGACUAUUAAAUCCUGUGCUUCCAAUCAGCAACAAACAAAUCUAUCCAACUACAGGAAAAUGACAGCUUUCUCGGAUGCUUGUGCUUCUAAUAUUGCCAUUUUAUAUUAUGAAUUAAUAUAAAUCUCUUUAAACAAUCUCUAAUAUUAUUAUUCAUAUUAUGUCACGUAUAAGUAUUUUAUAUAUAUAUAUUAAAUUUACGAAAAACUGCCCUUAUUUGUUAUUUGUAAAAUAAGCCUUUUUUCUUUAUUUGAAUCGCCAAAAAAAAUUUAUUUUAUAUUUCCACGUUCAAAAUCUAAUUUCAAAUUGCCAUUUAUUUUUUAUAAAAGCCAUUUAUUGUCAAUUUAAUACAUUGUAUUUCCAUCUAAUCAUUACCCCAUUCUGUAAAAAAAAUUCCCCGCAAAUUUUUUUUUAAUGUUUAUAUUAUCAUUUUGAGUGAUUGUAUGAAGACAUAUGUCAAUUUAAUUACCAAUAUAUAAAAGCCCAUUUAAAUGUUCCUUUUUUUUUAUCAGAGCCCUACACCAAAAGUGUUUUGAAGGUGCGACCAUAACUUAUUUUUAUCAGCCACUUCCGGCCUAACAUUCGUGAAAGAAGUCUGAGUUUGUCUUACGCUUUUCCAUGUUGGGCUUUUUUGUUGUAACCUUUAUUAACUUUAAUAUUUUUUGAUGAGUUAAAGCUUGAACCUCCAAAAAAAAAUUUUCUAAAAAUAUUAUUUAUCAAAAAAAAUAUUAACUAGUCAAUUUUUUUAAAAAAUAUAUAUUAUUUUUAUGCUUUGGCUCAUCACUGUCAUCCUUACUCCACCUUUACAGCUAUCGCAAAUUCUCGGGGAAGUAUAAAAAAUAUGAUUUAAAUAUAAUCUUCAUUCAUUUUUGUAUAUUUCACCCCAAAUUAGUGUUAACUGUGAAAGCAGGGUUACUCUUUACAUAUAAAAUUCUUGUAGAUUCCGUUUGCAAAAAAAAACAGAUGAUUCCUUUUUUUACAAAGUAUUGUGAUAUAUAUAUUUUAUAUAUUAAUGUAAAAAUAAUUAAUUUCUUGCUUUAAAAAAAAUAAAAUUUGUAUAUUUUAAAUAUU